Messenger RNA from Microtus oregoni (creeping vole), 2196 nucleotides. It is a transcript of the gene Slc46a1, whose product is annotated as solute carrier family 46 member 1. Bases 73 to 1452 code for a protein of 459 amino acids. The record is from RefSeq and is a predicted model, not a curated record. Lineage: Eukaryota; Metazoa; Chordata; Mammalia; Rodentia; Cricetidae. Gene Ontology annotation, cellular component: plasma membrane. Gene Ontology annotation, biological process: transmembrane transport. Gene Ontology annotation, molecular function: transmembrane transporter activity. The transcript has 5 exons.
GGCGCAGACAGUGCUGACUGACCCGGGCCUCCCGCAGCUGGUUCGGAGGUGCCAGCCCCUCUGCGUUCGUGCAUGGAGGGGCGCGCGAAACCCAAGGGCUCGUCCCGCAGCAUGCCCUGGGCGGCCGUGCUGUUCCGCGGCCCCGUGGAGCCCGUCGUCUUCCUGGCCAACUUUGCCGUGGUCCUGCAAGGCCCGCUCACCACGCAGUACCUGUGGCACCGGUUCAGCACCGAGCUCGGCUACAAUGGCACGCGCCACAGGGGAAACUGCGGGAACCAAAGCGCGGAUCCCGUCAUGCAGGAAGUGGAGACCCUGACUUCCCAUUGGACCCUCUACAUGAACCUGGGCGGCUUCCUGGUGGGACUUUUCUGGUCCACCCUUCUGGGAGCCUGGAGUGACCGUGUGGGUCGCCGCCCACUGCUGGUGCUGUCCUCUCUUGGCCUGCUGGUCCAGGUCGUGGUGUACAUCUUUGUGGUGCAGCUGCAACUGCACGUUGGCUUCUUCGUGCUUGGCCGAGCCCUUUGUGCCCUUCUAGGAGACUUCAAUGGCCUCCUGGCCGCUAGCUUUGCCUCUGUGGCGGACGUCAGCUCUAAACACAGUCGCACCUUCCGCAUGGCUCUGCUGGAAGCAUGCAUUGGUGUGGCUGGGACCCUGGCAAGCCUUCUUGGGGGUCAUUGGCUCCGGGCCCAGGGUUAUGCCAACCCCUUCUGGCUGGCUUUGGCCCUGUUGAUCGUCUUGACUCUGUAUGCAGCAUUCUGUUUUGGUGAGACAGUGAAGGAGCCAAAGUCCACCAGGCUUUUCACGCUCCGCCAUCACCGAUCCAUUUUCCGGCUGUAUGCGGUCCCAGCCCCAGAGAAGUCCAGGAAGCAUCUAGCCCUGUACUCAUUGGCUAUCUUCGUUGUUGUCACUGUGCACUUUGGGGCCCAAGACAUCAUGACGCUGUAUGAGCUGAGCACACCCCUCUGCUGGGACUCCAAGCUGGUUGGCUACGGCUCGGCAGCCCAGCACAUACCCUACCUCACCAGCUUGGUAGGCCUAAAACUUCUACAGUACUGCCUGGCAGACACCUGGGUGGCUGAGAUCGGCCUGUUCUUCAACAUCCUGGCCAUGGUGGUCUUUGCGUUUGCCACCACCACACCCCUCAUGUUUACAGGAUAUGGCUUGCUUUUCCUGUCACUGAUGAUUACACCUGUCAUCCGGGCCAAGCUUUCCAAGCUGGUGAGCGAGUCGGAGCAUGGUGCUCUCUUUUCUGCGGUGGCCUGUGUGAACAGCUUGGCCAUGUUGGUGGCCUCUAGCGUCUUCAACUCGCUCUACCCAGCCACUCUGAACUUCAUGAAGGGCUUCCCCUUCCUCCUGGGAGCUGGCCUCCUCUUCAUCCCAGCCAUUCUGAUUGGGGUACUGGAGAAAGCUAUUCCACAUCCUGAAUUCCAGCAGUUUCCGCAGAGCUCCUGAUCCGCUCGAGGCCAUGGAACAGUGGACCCACACCAGCCAGCCCUCUGAGGGCGGUACUCACUUUGGACAGGGUGGUCAAGCCAGUGAUGGGCAUCAUCUGGUCUCCCACUGAGCCAGUCCCUGCAUAGGAUCUAUAGUCUUGACCAGGAUACGCCCACUCAGUGCAGGCUGCAGGGAGCCAUUUGAGGCAAGGGUGUUUUUUUUUCCCCCCCUUUUAAGCUAUUUGUGAUUCAGAAGCCUCCAAAAUGAAGGAGACAGCACUUCAGGGACCACCUGAAGCAUGGGGACCGACCUCUCCUUCCAGCCCAUGGGACUAGGUCCGUGAUGAGUGCUGUGGCCUCCAGUCACCCUAAUGAUAAGUGUGGUACCUGUGGGGAGACUUGGUCCCAGAGGGAGAAGCACUGUCUGUGUAUGGGAAUUAGCCCUUGACCUCAGCCUAUCCACCGUGACCUCAGCCUGUUCACCUUUGACCUCAGCCUGUCCACCGUGACCUCAGCCUGUCCAUCGUGACCUCAGCAUGUUCACCUUUGACCUUAGCCUAUCCACCCUGACCUCAGUCUAUCCACCCUUGACCUCAGCCUAUUCACCUUUGACCUCAACCUGUCCACCCUUGACCUCAGCCUGUUCACCUUUGACCUCAGCCUAUCCACCCUUGACCUCAGCCUAUUCACCUUUGACCUCAGCCUGUCCACCGUGACCCCAGCCUAUCCACCCUUGACCUCAGCCUGUCCACUGUGACCUCAG